GGGGGCGAGAGCGGGCUGAGGGGGGAAGAUGGCGCUGCCGCCGCAGCUGAGGGAGAAGGGAGGCGGCGGCGGCCGCCGCCGCCGGCAUGCGAGGGGCUCUGAGGAGCCCCUCCGCUUUGUCGAGGGCUCCAUCGUCAGGAUCUUCAUGGAGAACUUUCUAACAUAUGACAUCUGUGAAGUACAUCCAGGGCCCAAUCUGAACAUGAUUGUAGGUGCUAAUGGAACAGGGAAGUCAAGCAUUGUUUGUGCCAUCUGCCUGGGACUGGCUGGAAAACCUUCAUUCAUAGGGCGAGCUGAUAAGGUUGGUCACUUCGUAAAGCGGGGCUGCCUGAAAGGUGUAGUAGAAAUUGAGCUGUCUAAGAUGCCUGACAAUAUCACUAUCACACGUGAGAUUCAAGCGGUGAACAACACAUCAACGUGGUUUAUCAACAGAAAGCCAGCAACCCUGAAAGCAGUAGAAGAGCAGAUUGCAGCCUUAAACAUCCAGGUGGACAACUUGUGCCAGUUUCUUCCUCAGGACAGAGUUGGAGAAUUUGCAAGACUGAGUAAGGUUGAGUUGCUUGAAGCCACCGAAAAAUCCAUCGGUCCUCCAGAAAUGUACGAAUUUCACUGUGAACUGAAAAAAUUCAGGGAGAAGGAAAGAGAACUGGAGAACUUGUGUAAAGACAAAACUAACUCUUUGGAGAGAAUGAUACAGAGGACUGAACGUUACAAACAAGAUAUUGAGAAAUUCCAUGAGCACAAGCGCCAUCUAGACGUAAUUGCAAUGCUUGAGAAGAAGAGGCCUUGGGUGGAAUAUGAAAUUGCUCGUCAGCAGCAUGAGAAAGUGAAAAAAAGCAGAGACCAAGCCAAGGAAGAACUGAAGAAUCUGAAAGAAAUGCAGACCCCUGUGAGAAAAAAAAUCCAAGAAGCUGAAAAAUAUUUUAAGAGUCUGGAUAUGAAAAUCAAAGAUAAGGCUGAUGAAAUCAAAGACAUUUCUCAAAAAUGUAAACAGAUGCAAGAGGCUUUGGAGAUGAAAGAUAAACAGAUUGAAGAAAUUCAUCAAGCUUUGAGAGUGAAAAAAAAUGAGGAAAUGGACAGACAGGUGAAAAUGGACAACAUUCACGAGAUGAUAAAGGAAUGGAAGAAGGAGCUCAAUACGAUGGAAGUCUGUGAAAAUCUUCAGCUGCAAAUUGAUGCUAUUAAUAAGGAGCUGAAAAAAUUACAAGACCAAAGGGCAGAUAUUCAUAGUAGUAUCAGUGAUUUAAAAGCAGGGAAAAUGGACCAAGAGCGGGAAAAGAAAAGAAUAAUUGAUCGCCUUGCACAGAUUAAUAAUAUAAUGAAUAUAAAGGAAGAGAAUCUUAAAGGGAAAUUUGAAGACACACACUCUGCUCUUAUGUGGCUAAGACAAAACAAAGACAAGUUUAAAAAAGGAGUUUUUGAACCCAUGAUGCUUGAGAUCAAUGUGAAAGACAGUAAAUAUGCUAAAUAUCUUGAAAAUCACAUCUCAAGCACUGACAUGAGGGCUUUUGUUUUUGAGAGUCAAGAAGAUAUGGAAAUGUUUCUUGUUCAGAUGCGUGAUGAUCGGAAACUAAAAGUGAAUGCUGUAUGCACGUCUGCUGAAUCAUGUGCUAAACACUUACCUUCGAGACCUAUUGAAGAAUUACAACAAUAUGGAUUUUUCUCAUAUUUACGAGAGUUAUUUGAUGCUCCUCUACCUGUGAUGAGUUAUCUUUGCUCCCAGUACCAUGUUCAUAAUGUCCCUGUGGGAACAAAGAGGACCAGAGACAUGAUUGAAAGGGUGAUACAAGAAACCAAAUUUAAUCAAAUAUACACAGCAGAAGAAAAAUACACAGUUAAAGUAUCAGCUUAUACAAACCUAACCCUCUCUAUUAACACAUACCUGAGGGAGGCACAGUUUCUCAAUAUUUCAGUGGAUAUAGAUGAAAGAAGACAGUUGGAAAACCAGCAACAGGCCAUCAAUGACAAGUUAAACUCAUUGGACAAGCAUUUGAGUACAUUAUUUGAGAGACAGAAACAUCUGGAAGGCAGAGACAAUGAGCUGAGGCAUCAGAAGAAAGAGCUCUUAGAGAGACCAAAAAGGAGGGCACAGUUGGAAUCAAAAAUUCAUGUGAAGUAUGAUAGUUUAAGACAGCUGGAACAAGAUGCUAUUGACCUAGAGAAGGAAUCUCAACUGGCAGGUGUAAAGAUCAAAGAAAUAAACAUACAAAAAGCAAGACUUGUAACUGAAUUAAUGCAGCUCAUAAAGAAUUGCGUAUCACUGAACAUCCUCAAAAUGGAUUUGGUUCUUCAGAGCACUACAGACAUUUCUGAGAAGAACAGACUAGAAUCAGAAUAUAAAGGAGCAACUUUACAGCUAAGAGCUGCAGAGGAAAAAUUUAAUGAACUGGAUGCUAGGAAGCACGCUCUUGCAGAAAACUGCAAGGAAUUGCUGAAAAAAGCUCGGCAGAUCUGCAAACUGAGUCCAGAUCAACAUCUUCCUAUAGAAUUUCAAACUGCUUUUCAGUCUCUUCCUGCCACGUUGGAGGAAAUUGAUGCUUAUCUGAAUGAAGAGAAAACCAGGGCCUCCUGCUUCGCAGGCCUGAGUGUUUCGGUUGAAGAAUACAAUAAACAGACACAAGAAAUACAGCAGUUGACAGAAUACCUAGAGGAAAAGAAAAAUGAAUUGGAUAAUUACAGGCAAAAUAUUUCAGAGGUCAAAGAAAGGUGGCUAAACCCCUUGAAAAAGCUGGUUGAGCAAAUUAAUGUGAAGUUCAGUAACUUCUUUCAUUCUAUGCAAUGUGUUGGUGAAGUUGAUCUUCAUGUGGAAAAUGAGGAGGAGUACGACAAGUACGGGAUUCGCAUUAGAGUCAAAUUCCACAGUAGCUCUGAACUUCAUGAACUGAAUCCAUAUCAUCAGAGUGGAGGCGAGAAGAGUGUUUCCACUAUGUUGUACCUGAUGGCUCUACAGGAACUCAACAGGUGUCCUUUCAGGGUUGUAGAUGAAAUAAAUCAGGGAAUGGAUCCAAUGAAUGAAAGAAGAGUUUUUGAAAUGGUUGUGAAAACUGCUUCUAAAGAAAACACAUCUCAGUACUUCCUUAUUACACCAAAGCUCCUGCAGAACCUCAAUUACAGUGACAAAAUGACAGUAUUGUUUGUCUACAAUGGACCUUUUGCAUUGGAGUCAGACAGAUGGGAUUUAAAGUCUUUCUGUAGGCGGCGGCGGCGACUUGGAAGGAUGGAUGAACACUGAUAUGUCUAGAUAUACAUAUGUCUAAAAAGUAUAUAAUGUUUUUGUAGAACUUUUUGGAACAUCUGGCUUUCAAGACUUCAGAAAUUGUGAAAGAUGAGAACCUGCAAAGAAUCAAUGAUUAAGAACUUUGAUUCCUAAAACUUGUGUUAGAAAUGUUUGAUUUUGAAGUUUGAUUUGAAGUCCAUGAUUUUUUUUCAAAACUUUUGUAGUGGCCUCUUUCUCUAAAGAACCUACUUUUUUUCAAAAGUAAUAAUAAAAUAAAAAGGAAGUUUCUUGUAUUUUGCUAUUUUAUCAGUAAUGUAGCAUUAGAAGUACAGUUAAUUUUUCUAGGUUAUACUGGACUAAUUCUGUGUCUGUUUUUUCUCUCCUCCCCCCCUCCCCCCCAAAAAAAAAAAAAAAAAAAGGAAUUUGCUUUUGGUAAAUAGUGUUCCCCUAACACAGCUAAGGAUGUUGUCCAAACUUUUCUUACUGAAAUGGAAACUUUGAAUGAAUAGUGAUGAUGAUGUGUAGGAAGUGAAUGGUUUGUAAAUAGCUGUGCUUUGAUUUUUGUUUUGUGAAAAUAUACCUGAAGUUACUAUAAAGAAUAUACUAUUGUUAGAGGAAUAUA
Molecule: messenger RNA, 3839 nt
Organism: Tyto alba (common barn owl)
Lineage: Eukaryota; Metazoa; Chordata; Aves; Strigiformes; Tytonidae
Gene: SMC5
Product: structural maintenance of chromosomes 5
Exons: 24
Coding region: 29-3232 (1067 amino acids)
Biological process (GO): double-strand break repair via homologous recombination
Cellular component (GO): Smc5-Smc6 complex
Molecular function (GO): ATP hydrolysis activity; ATP binding
Source: RefSeq, a predicted model, not a curated record